AUGUAUAUCAAAGACAUUUUGCUCGAACCUCUUGUGUGCAUCAUCCUUUGUUCUUUGCUGUAAGUAUUUCAGAGUAAUAAAAUUGAACUACGAUUUUGCCUGAGAUAAGAAAUUUCGACAGCCAUUCUUGAGGCCUGUUAAAUCUGAGGGUAUUAAGCAACUUGAACUAAACUGAAUGUGACAGCUUAGUUAGUAAAACGACGUGAUCAAACGCAUUCGAGAAACAACGAAUCAACAGGUUCUCUCAUAGCCAUAGCACUUUUUUAAAUUGCUUCUUACAUGAGUUGAUGCAUAUAAACGAUCAAAACUUUGUUAUCUCUGCAGAAUAAGCGCCAAAAAUAUUUGCGCUUGGGAAACAAAUGCUCUGAAUUCAUCGAAAGAAUAUUCGAGUAUUCGGCUCGCCGUUCCGGAGGACGCUGACGUGAGUACACAUCACUGAUUAAUAAUCUGUUUUACAAAAUCCUUAUGUAUGAAAUGAUGGAUCCGAAAACUUUGACGCAUUGGCCCACAUUACCCACCGUAAACUGAUUUACUGUUUAUUUAGACCGGAAUAUCAGGCUUGUACUCUAUAGAUUCUAAGCAUAUUGACAAAAAUGAUAUCACAGAGUUUCGUUCGGUAAAGUAUAAUCGUGAUAGCCUAUGUUGAGAUCAGCAACCUGCUUUGUCAAUCGGAAACUCCUUUAUCUAUAACGCACUCAAUGCACUGGUCUACCAGGUAUACUCGGUCAUCUGCUUAGAACUACACCAGCUAUAUCCUGCGAUCGUCUUAACAGAUCACAGUAUGCUGCAAAUAUGCCAAUUUUGUCUAUGGCAGCAGGCAGUUUACCUGUUACAGUUUUCCAAAAGGCGUAUUUGAGUGCAGUUUUCUAAAUAAAUGGUUAUUUGUGCUGGCUUUAGAAUGUUUAAUUACAAGCGUUUAUGAAGAGCCAGAAGUUUUAUUAAAUUACAAUUGCAUGUGCAUCUUCAUAGCAAUUACAUCUUGCGCAACAUCCUGAGUAGCGCAAGCAAAAUCAGCAAUGGCGUACGUACCAACUACCGAAACACUAGUGUGCUAAAUUCCGAAUACAAAUGCCGGGAGAGGCAAGCAUUACAAGUGCAUGAUUGUGUUAGUAGGAAUUAGGACAACGCACAUAAUCAAACAUUAAUUUAAACAAAUAAUAAUUUCUUUUUUUACAUAUAAUAUACGUUUCUGUAUAAAAUUAUUUUAUAUGAUCAAGCAGAAAGUGGAAAGAGGGGCUCCUUUUCAAGUCGAUUACUUAGGUCCUGUCAAUAUCUGCCUUCGGCUUAUAGGUUAUUUAUAAAAAGCCGCAAAUGAGAGCAGAUAACAGUUACUUAAAUAACGUCAUAUCUCGUUUAAUUUAGAAGUUAAGUUUUUAUGUUAUAUGUUUAUUUUGUUGGGCUGGUGAAGGUACACUACUCGAACAGUGUAAUACCUUUAACAAAAUGUUGUUCAUUCAUUAAGCUUUUCUGCAGCUCCUCUUUUGAUAUCUAUUUAAUCGAGUCAAGUCAAUUGUUUAUCCGAUCACACCUUUGAAAACAUGAAAUUGCACUACAGCUUGGAAACUCACCCGAUAUUUGCUUACAAUAUUUUGAUUAUCGAUUGCUUGCAAUUUUCCUUAUAAUAUUUUAGGAAGUGGAGGUUAAUGAUGUGCCCUUGACAAUACAAAACGAAGUGUUUGACUAG
Molecule: messenger RNA, 1684 nt
Organism: Spirometra erinaceieuropaei
Lineage: Eukaryota; Metazoa; Platyhelminthes; Cestoda; Diphyllobothriidea; Diphyllobothriidae
Source: the annotation of a GenBank genome assembly